Sphaerodactylus townsendi is the source of this 2660-nucleotide messenger RNA. Its product is annotated as protein-glutamine gamma-glutamyltransferase E-like. The record is from RefSeq and is a predicted model, not a curated record. The transcript has 13 exons. Lineage: Eukaryota; Metazoa; Chordata; Lepidosauria; Squamata; Sphaerodactylidae. The coding region runs from base 92 to 2203 and encodes 703 amino acids. Gene Ontology annotation, biological process: peptide cross-linking. Gene Ontology annotation, molecular function: protein-glutamine gamma-glutamyltransferase activity.
UGCCAUGCGGGCUCACGUGGUCACUUCACGCGCGACCCCCGUGCAGUUUCCCCUUGGAGGCUCAUUUUUGAAGCCAGCUUAGAGGAAACAGAUGCAAGAGCCAGACGACUUGUGUCCAGCACUGAAGGUGGCCCGCAUCGACUGGAGAUGGAAAGAGAACGCGCUGGCCCACCACACCGACCAGUACCAGACCCAGGAGCUGGUGGUGCGCCGGGGGAAGCCCUGGACUCUCACCCUGACCUUCAGUGGGACGAAGCCGUCGGGCAACCUCACAUUCAUCGUGGAAACAGGGGCAACCGCUGCUCUUCAGGCCAAGACGCGGGUGGCCUUCUCCGUGACCCGGGCUCACAACGGGGCUUGGAGCGCGGUCCAGACCUCCUCCGACGCCAGCUCGGUGACCGUCUCCAUUUCGAGCCCAGCCAAUGCCAUCAUCGGACGCUACAACCUCAGCGUGAGAGCCGGCUCCGGGAGCACCACCCCCCACACCACCCUGGGCACGCUGGCCUUGCUCUUCAACCCUUGGCUGCAAGGGGAUGACGUGUUCAUGUCAAACAGCGCCGAGCGCCAGGAGUACGUCCUCUUGGAGUUUGGCCUGGUCUUUGUGGGCAGCUCCAAUCGUAUCUCUCGGUCUGGAUGGAACUAUGGACAGUUUCAAGCUGGCAUUCUGGACAUCUGCCUGGCUAUGUUGGACCGGAGCAGAAGCUUCCUGCAGGACCCCCUCAGUGACCUGACUCGCCGGAAUGACCCCAAGCACGUGGGCCGAGUAUUGAGCGCCAUGGUCAACAGCAACGACGACAGAGGAGUCCUGCAGGGCAACUGGAGCGGGAACUACCAGGGCGGGGAGAACCCCAGUUCCUGGACGGGGAGCGUGGACAUCCUCCGGCAAUGGAAGUCCUCUGGCUUCAAGCCGGUGAAGUACGGGCAGUGCUGGGUCUUUGCAGGAGUUUUGACCACCGUCCUGCGGUGCCUGGGAAUGGCUACGCGCAUGAUCACAAACUUCGACUCGGCCCACGACACCGACAGAAACCUCACCGUGGAUGUCUACUACGAUGAGUCUGGAAACCCCCUGAGCAUAGGAGCAGACAGCGUCUGGAACUUCCACGUGUGGAAUGAAAGCUGGUUUGUUCGGCCUGACCUGGGCUCUGCAUUCAAUGGAUGGCAGGUGAUUCCUUUGGGAUUCAACGUGCCAGCUAGGAAAGAGCGAAGUUCAGGCCUCUUCCAGUGUGGUCCAGCUUCUCUGGUCGCCAUCAAAGAGGGAGACGUGGACUUGAGGUAUGACUGCCCCUUUGUCUUUGCUGAGGUCAACGCGGACCGCGUCACUUGGACAUACAACACGUCCACAGGAGUAAAAAAGAGACUUUACACUGAGACCAAGUCAAUCGGCCAGUCCACAAGCACCAAGGCCGUGGGCAGCUAUGCCCGGGUGGACGUCACCGACGAGUACAAAUACACAGAAGGCUCUGCGAAAGAAAGGAAUGUCUUUGAGAAGGCCCGGUCAAAGCUGAACAUAAACACGCUGAGCUCCACAUCUGCAUAUCUGCUUCCUCCAAAGCCCAGCAUUUCGGGGAAGUUCAAGCUGGAGCGCACCCCGGAGGUGGGCAAAGACAUCCACUUAGCUCUGAUGCUCACCAACCAUGCUUCUGAGCCCAAGACCACCGAGGUGAACAUGACAGCGUGGACCAUCGUCUACACGGGGAAGCCGAUCCACGAGGUCUGGAAGAACACCCAGUCUGUGACCCUGAACCCCAAAGAAGAGAAAACCUUCCCUGUGAAGAUCGCCUACGAGGAUUACCAGCAGCACCUGACCACGGACAACAUGAUCCAGACCACGGCCUUGUGCCACCCGCAGGAGCGGGAGGGGGACGGAGACGCCCUGGUGGAGCGCGUCAUCACGCUGGAGAACCCCAGCCUCACCAUGAAGGUGCUGGGCCAGGCGAGAGUCAACAAGACGGUGCAGGUGGAGGUGCUGUUCACGAACCCUCUCGCUGAGUCGGUCAAGGACUGCGUGCUGCAGGUGGAGGGCAGCGACCUGCUGGCGGAGAAGCUCAGGCUGGACGCCCGCCCGCUGGAGGCCAGGCAGCAGGAAGUCAUCCAGUUUGCCCUGACCCCCACCAAGGCUGGCACCAAGCAGCUGCUCGCCAAUUUCUCCUGCGACAAAUUUCAGGACAUCAAAGGCUUCGAGACAGUGGAAGUGGCGCAGUGAACCUGGAGCCUGCGGGGGCCUGGCAGCCAGGAAGGGGGCCGCUGCCACUGAAUCCUCUGCCUGUGAGCUGUUGGAAGAGAAGGACUUUACCCUGUUUCCUGCCUCGACCCACAGAGAGGGUUUUACUAGAGAGCCAGACGCUAGAUCGGGACCUAGGGAUUGACACCUUUACUCUGACGUACUGGCUCUAUCCCUUUGAAGUUAGACUGAUACGCUCAGGGACUUCCUUCCUUCCUUCCUUCCUUCCUUCCGCCUUCUUCUUGCCCACUUCUCCAUCUUUUUCCAACAUGCUUAGAGGGAGGACGGGUGCUCCGUGUAUCCAUCUCCAUCCGUCAGGUGACAUUCCUGAUGAUACCAACCAGGUUUGGUGAAGUUUGGUUCAGGGGGUCCAUUAGUGAGCCUAUCUACCUGCCUUUCUAUCCAGAAUGGAGUUCACAAAUAAAUACUUUUUUGAUUA